AUGCAACCACUAAAUCCUUUCCUUGCUGCCUUCUUCAAGAGCUCCGUUGUUACGCAGUGCGCGCCCGUUCAUCACCACGUCCUUCUCGUCCCACUGACGGAUGUGCUUCUGACUUCACGAGAAACCGAUAGCGGCGCCGCCGCCAGCGAGUUCAUCGCCUCGGAGGAGUUCCUGGCCAGCCAUGUCCUGCGCAUUCCAUCGACUGGCAUCUCCUCAGGCGGUAAAGAUGGCGUCCACAACCUACGCGACGUGAGGGGCAAGGCCAGGCAAUUUUCUACCCUGAACGGGAGAAGCGUCGUCAUUAAAGAUUCCGUUGUAUAUAGCAACAAAGGCUUCAAGCUCUUUGCUCAGGCGCAGAUCCUCAACGACGCGAUUUGGUAUCCCGACGUCUUCGAACCGCGACAAUGGCUACUAUACUUCAUUUCAAAACCCUUGGUUGGUACAUGGGAGGAGGUCAAGAUCCUGCCUGCAAUACUAGUCAACGGCGUCAACAAGGAUAAAGCUGCUGAAGCCAGCAAAGCGAACGGCGCUGAUCCAGCCGAAGGCACCAUUCCGAAGAAGGACAUCAAGAGUUUCCACGAUUUGCUGAACAACUUUCCCAUGAUUGCACGCCAAAUGCAACCUGGCCUCGAAAAACUGUUUUUGGAAUUCACAACAGUCUUUGAGAAACCACUGCCGCCACCUCCAUCAGCGUCCAGCAUACCUGACCCUCCCCCUGAUGGCCCAAUAAUGGCAGCGAUGCGAAGAGCACGCUCACAUAGCUUCUCUACCCGGAAUGGCAAGGCUACCAGCCGCGAAUCGCUUCCCGUAACCGAAGACUUCUACGCGGAGGACGACGAGGACGUAAUGAGAGCUUCGUUGGAGACAGCGGUCACGGCAGCCAUUGAUUUAUUUCAGAGCGUCGACAAGCAACAGCUGUCUCUUCUUGGAGCAACAACCGACCUGACUGGCCCCCUGGUUGAAAAGCUUAUCGAGCGCUACGUAACCGAAAACGUGAACCACCUCCUCUUCCCGAAACUCAGUGCCAUCAAACGACCAGAGGACCUGGAGCUUGAGGCAAAAAUACGGCAGAUGGAGUUUAUUGACAUAUCGCAAUUGGGGAUUGCCAUUGACGGCGGGUCCAGGGCAAAACAUGACCUACUCAUCCAACUUGGGCCGGUAAUCGAAGAAUUUAAGAAGAUAUCGAAUGCCAUGAGCCCUGCAGAGAUGAUGGAUGCCCUACUCUCAACAAUGAAAGCCGCUUCGCAACUGACCGACACAUCCAAAUCUCCAACUGGAAACGGCAGGGAAGACCAGGCAUAUGAAAAGACAGUUAUGACCGUUAAUGCCGAUACGUUGGUCUCGCUCCUACUCUACGUUGUAAUUCGUUCCCAGGUUCGGAACUUACAGGCUCGCCUUGUGUAUAUUCGAAACUUCAUAUUCAUUGAUGAUGUCGAUAGUGGAGAAAUGGGAUAUGCGCUGAGUACUUUUGAAGCCGUCCUGGCAUAUCUUGCUUUGGAUUCGGGCGGUCUCCGCAGAGCUAGCAGACGGAACAAGGCACUGUGGGAUGCAGCAAAAAUGACGGAUCUGACUGAGUUGAAAUCCAUCAUGGAACCGAACUCAACUGCCGUGGCCGAUGGCGAUGAUGAUUUUGAACCCAAUGGGGGAGACACGGAUCAGUCAAGUUGGCCAGGCCGACGCUCAUCUUUUAGCUGGAGCCUACAAAAUGGCUCAUCGAGACGCUCAUCUCUUGCCCUGUCUAUAUCGGACAGGUACUCUCAUGGUUCCGGCCUCAGCCACGUGUUUCCAUUCCAGUCUAAUGGAAACAGCGAGUAUGACUUCUCGCUGGUCAAAAAAGUCAAGCGGGUGGCCAUGGAUACUCGAAGCUUAUCCAGCGGGUCAGAAAUUUCGUUCCAUUCACGCACAGGUAGUAUCGGCACCCUUGGUAGUGCUCUCGAAGGCGAUAUCUCAGUGGAACGUCUUGCCCAAACCAGCAAUUCGUUUGGGGAGUCAGUUCUUAUGAUGGCCAUUCAAAGCGAAAAUCCGGCGUCCCUGAAAUACCUACUAUCACUUUCUGGAUACUAUACACUGGAUGUAAUACUCCAAGACAUGAACAAUGAGGAUACGACGUUGCUGAGUGCCGCCAUUCAGCUAGGUAAUAAGGACCUUGUUGAUAUGUUGCUGGAGCGUAUCAACACCCUCGCUACCAAAGACCAGCUUUUGCAGUACUUGGCCGAGCAAGACAUCUGGGGGCGGAGCGUGGGUCACUAUAUGUUCCACGCCCCUUCUUUAAUUACCAGCAUCGGAAAGCUGAUUCCUUGGAGGCAACGCGACAAGAAUGGACAGACACCAUUGUUUGCCUUGUGCCGCUCCUACGACAACGACAACUACUACGACAUGGUGGAGGCUGGGCUCAAGGUAGCAAGGGAAACUCAAGACGAUGGACAGCCAUUGCAUCUCGACGAGCACGUGGAUGCCAAAGGCAACACUCUACUUCAUAUUAUGAAUGACACGAGGCUAGCAAUGAGGAUAUUGCAUUACUGCGACGUGGACGUGAACGCGACCAACGAUAAAAGAUUUACAGCACUGAUGGUCGCCAGCAAAUAUGGGAGAUACGACAUGGUCAGGUGCCUAUUUGCUGAUCCCCGAGUCGACAUUGUGGCGAGAGAGAUGCGUGGUCUCACAGCCGUAGAACUGGCCAAGGACGACGAUGUGCGAAACAAGAUAGACGAUCUUGGCUUGUUUAGUAUGCCUGCCGGACGAGAUGGAAGAAUCACUGGCGUGGUUCGUGCAUUCUUUGUGGAAGAUGGCAGCGUCAGGCUAGUUCUGAAGUCAGCUGCGCCAACUGAUCAUGAUAGUUACACGGUGACAACCAGUCGGCGUUCUUUAGCAGAGUUCGAGCAGCUUGCCAAUCUGCUAGCCGAAGAACAUCCCGCUUCGUGGAUUCCGUCUGUGUCUGAUACAAGGUCGCCGUUUCAAAUACCCGUCAAACCGUCCCGUGCAAUUCUGCGAGACAUUCAGGCGAAAACAGACUGGUUCUUGAGAAUUAUGUUGAGUCAUCCCACCUUGGCCACCCACGAGAUGCUUUGGGAGUUCUUCCUUGUCCCAGAGCUUCAACUGGAGGCAAUGGAGCAGCGCACCAAGCUCAAGGUGGAAGCCAGAAUCGAGAGAAUAAAGGAAGAAUAUGAGCCUGUUCGCGAUAUGAGAGAGGUGGAGCAAUUUGUAAACCAUGCGAGGGAGAUGGUCCGCAGCGUUAGCUAUUCGACAAAGAGCGUCACGAGAAGAGCCAACGGCGCCGGACUGGCCAUAAGUGACCUCUACGACUCCAUGGUGCUUUUGCACAGGGCUGUUUCGUACCUGAAAUUUUUACCACGAUCGCACAUCACGGCUCUAGAGGCAUAUGUCCGAGCCAUGACUCCGACCCAGUCAAGUCCACAAGCUACGCUUCAUAACACAUUGCUGGCCAUCCAGUCGACAGUGCAGGCUCUUUUAUCGUCACUUGCACGGCCAACUGCAUUAAUUAGCCAGAUAACAGCUGCAAAGCGCGAUGCCGAUAGGAACGAUAGCGCUGCAAGCCGUCCGUCACGAUGGCCAUUAGGCCUGCUAGAGGAAUCUAGGCAGAGACUGCAGGACGGUAAGGAGAAACGAGCAAAGAAGUCUCGCGAGGAAGCCGAAUAUCUCUCCAGAGAACUGCGGUUCACACAGCAGACAGUGGCAGGCGAGCUGGCAGGAUGGCAGGAUAUGCAUGACAAAAUGGGUCGUAGGGCCAUCCGAGAAUUCGCGAGAGCCAUGGUCGUUCAAGAGAGAAUGCGGCUCGAUGGCAUGAUGCGGGCUCUUCGAAAGGUUAGAACAGAUGGACCCAUCUCCAGGUCAUGA
Pochonia chlamydosporia 170 is the source of this 3855-nucleotide messenger RNA. Its product is annotated as VPS9 domain-containing protein. The transcript has 3 exons. NCBI's taxonomy places the organism in Eukaryota, Fungi, Ascomycota, Sordariomycetes, Hypocreales, Clavicipitaceae. The record is from RefSeq and is a predicted model, not a curated record. Gene Ontology annotation, molecular function: guanyl-nucleotide exchange factor activity; SNARE binding; phosphatidylinositol binding. Gene Ontology annotation, cellular component: plasma membrane; tubular endosome; late endosome. Gene Ontology annotation, biological process: early endosome to late endosome transport. The coding region runs from base 1 to 3855 and encodes 1284 amino acids.